CUAUAUAUUCUCUAACCAAAUUCGAAAAAAAAAAUUGGAAGAUAAAAAUUGGAAUUCUACAAGACAAAUGAAACAAGUUGUGUUGAAUCUUGAUAGCUUUCUUGAGUAUUAGAUGAAUCAACCAACCAAAGAAACCCCACACCAUUUCCCUUCCUUUAUUCUUUUGACAACUCUUUAUUUUCCAUCUUCUCAUUCUUGCAACCUUAGCUUUCCCUUUGUCUUUGUUUACUUGACAAAACUGACAAAAACCAACCUCUUCUCUUCUACCCUCUUUCUCUUUCUUCUUUUCAACCGCAUAGUAACCGUCCGAUUCAUCCAUCAUCAUAACCCCAAUCCAAGAGAAGCUAUUCCAAAUGGACCCUUUACCAAUGUCCUAAACAUUGGGCAUUUACCCCCAAUUCUCAUAUGAUACUUUGAACUCCUCUCAUUUCACUUGAGAGGGGAGUUUGUUCAAAUUGAAGUGCAUAUUCUUAAUGUUGGGGAAAGAGAGGGACUUUCCAAAUAAUUGCCUCGGGUACUAGCGGAUUUCUGUAUUAGGUUUGUGGAGUUAAGUCCGUCCAUGGUUUGAAUCCGAGAGACUUCAUUAGUUUGCUUUGGGAGAUAUUUUUCUGACUGUAGCAAUUUCGUUACUGCAAGGGAUAUAUGUGCAUCAUGCAGAUCCUAUAGCAAACUUAUUUCCAGUUGUCCUUAGGUUAUGCUGGCCUCUGACUCAGAAGAACCUACACUUGAGCCUUGGGUUGGUGCGAUUCCCAAUGCAAAGGCCUGUCCACUUAGCAUUUAAGAUGAGCAAUGCUUCAUUGUCCCGAGAGAAUGUGAAAGCCGACAACCAAUGUGGAAUAAGCAGGAAACUGACGUAGUUACCAAAAUUGUGGCGCCUUUUUGAAGAUAUUCUAUUGUUUUGUAGUUGAUAGUGUUGCUCUUGUAGAAUUUUCCGUCUCGUCUUUAUGCUAUAAGACGUAGAUCCUUGUUUAAAUGUUCCAUUGUUGAUAAAAGAAUAAGUUGAAGUAUAUUUAUGCUAUUGGAGAUCUAUAUACUUCGUUUUCGUGUAAUUUUCUUUGGCAUUUUCUCCUUACUAUUUCCUUAUAUCUUCUAUUGAUAGUGAUGUAAGUAGAUUCCUUUUAGACUUAUGUGCUGUUUAUAAUCUAAAAGUAUAAUAAUACUAUAGAUUAGUUGUCGUUUUAUAUUUGAUGCUUACUCUUUUCUGGAAAGGAAAUGAAAAAAAGGUUGAACUUUUGUAAUGAUUGGUUUAAUAUUUUUGAUUAUGUAUUGAUGUAUCAUGACCUCUUUUUAGGACCAAGAAUUGAUGAGAUUUUCCUUACAUUUUUUUGUGCAUUUAAAUGAUGCUAGUAAUAGUAAGAUUGUGCAUCCUUAGUACGCUUUUCUUUAUUUUAUGUUUUAGGUCUUGUUUGAGUGAUUAUGCAAAGAAAGAAGUGUAUAUCAUGGACGUUUGUGUUAAUGUUAGGAAGACAUGAGAGAGGACAUGUAUUUUUAGGACAUGUUAUUUUGGCUACCUUAUCGGUGUUGAUAAUGUCUCUAUUGACAUGGAUCUCGAUAUGGAAUAUGGUUUAUAGGCUUCCUUGUGCACUGGAUGUGGUCACAUCUUGGAUGAAAGAGCAAUUAAUAGAGGGGGGAUUGAUUUCUUCACUCGAUCCACUUACAAUUGCUUUAUCGAUGUAGAAGAUCAUCUGCUCCAAGUGAACAGGCGUUGAACAUUUUUAAAAUCUAGUCUUAAGGUGAUGUGCAACAAAAUUUAUAUUCGGGUGGAAUCAAGUGAGAUAAUGUUUCUUUAGUCGUUAUAAUCGAGUAGGGUUUGAUAAAAUACGUAAUUGCUUAUACAAAAGUUCAAUUCAACUCGAACACUGUAAAUAUUGAUAACAUUUGAGUGUCAUAGAUUUGUUUCUUGCAGCUAGUUUGAAUGUGCAGGAGCCUGAGCAUUGCUUCAGAGUCGGCUCUAAUUUGUUUGCGCAUCUGGAUGUGAUUAUGGCACACAGACACGUAUAUAAUACAUCGCAGAUUUUUGAUGCGGAGCCUGAUCAACACUGGGAUCCUGUUCAUGCUGAAGAUCCGUACCUUCACUUUGCCAGAACCAGUUCUUCGGAGAGUGUCCCUACAUUUCGUUCUUUGGAAAAUGGACCAGCGGAUCGAGCUCAUUAUGUUUCUCCAUGGAAUACUGCAAGAUUGAAUGUGUACCCUUUGUCAGGCCAGAUGGUCAAUGCACCACAUUAUCAACCAGAAACUUCUGAUCUUUCUUGUGAUUCUAUACAUCCAUCUGCUACUGGAAAUGUCUUUAUGAUUCCAGAAAAUCAUGUUCACCAUCCACCCGCAAACUAUGGAGUUGAAUGCAAUUUCUUCGAUCUUACAAUGGGAAAUGGAAUGGGUCCAUACAAAAGGAAAAGCCCCGGGAUCCCUGCUAUCACUGAGAGGGGCAGCUCUAGCAGAUACUAUUGUACCGGUAGUUCAUCGAAUGUCUCCUCAUCAUCAGAUCCCCGGCAGGAAAAAACAACAUUGGAUACUCAAAAUAAUCAUUGGGAGGCUAUGGCUAUUCCUACCAGUUAUCGAGCCAAUCAACUGCCUAUUGGAGGUGAAACUUCCCUGAGGAAUGUGAGAAGUCGAUCCGCAUUAGACUUGGAAUCUGAUGUCUUUAGGCCUCAUCUCCAAGCAAAUCAUCCACUCCGUGAUAGUUCGAGCAGACUUCUAGUUGAUCAUUCUGAAACAGUUGAUACGAAUCAAAAUUCUAGUGUUCCUUUGCCGGAAUGGGCGCCUAUCCAUGUGCCCAACGCUCCUAUCGGUAGGACUGUAGUCUCGAGUAGCUUAAAUCAUGAGAGUAAUCACUUUUUUGCUGGAAGCAGCAUGGCGAAUUCUUCUGGAGAAUUUGCCAACAGAAAUUCUCUUACCCAAAAUUUGCAUCCUACUCCGUCCCAUACGAGGGGUGUUCGUAGUAGCUAUUCUCACAGAUCCGCUCCUAAUGGUAGAAUUGGAAUGGGCAAUUUACGUAUGACCCAUGUGGUUCCGUCUGAUGACAGCCUUCAAUUACUGGGAGAGAAUCAUCCCACAAGACAUCCAAGACCAUUUGGUCCCCUAGGAUGGCGCAAUGGUGACAGGAGUGGUAGAUCUAGGUUGUCCUCGGAGAGAUACCGUUUGCUUUCUGAAGAUGCUGGUGCACAUAAUCGAUUGACACCUGAGGGUCUGAUGAUUAUCGACCGUUCUCUAUAUGGUUCAAGGAACUUUUUGGAUCAACAUCGAGAUAUGAGGCUAGACGUUGACAACAUGAGUUAUGAGGAACUACUUGCUCUUGGAGAAAGAAUCGGAAGUGUAAACGUUGGGUUGCGUGAAAACGAGUUGCCCAAAUGUCUGACAGAGACAGUAUACUGUUCAUCAGAUCAGGCUCAGGAAGAAGGAAGAUGUGUAAUAUGUCUGGAGGAAUACAAGCAUAUGGAUGAUGUCGGAACGCUUAAAGCUUGUGGUCACGAUUAUCAUGUCGGCUGCAUCAAAAAAUGGUUAUCAAUGAAGAAUAUAUGUCCAAUCUGCAAAGGCUCAGCCUUGCCAGAUAGUGUAAAGGAGACAUGAGCUGAAGCUGCAUAAUCCUACUUAUGUUGUAAUCCAUUCUUUGUAAAUAUGUCGCUCACACAUGUAAAACUACUACUUUCCUCAAUGAUGGAAUCUCAUUUAGGUUUUUUAUUUGAUCAAAAACAAAUGACACUAGUUUUUAAGUGUUUGCCAAUGUUAAUUUGUUUUUCUUAUUAA
Messenger RNA from Amaranthus tricolor (Joseph's coat), 3744 nucleotides. Its product is annotated as E3 ubiquitin-protein ligase MBR2. The record is from RefSeq and is a predicted model, not a curated record. The transcript is spliced from 7 exons. The coding region runs from base 1981 to 3567 and encodes 528 amino acids. Gene Ontology annotation, molecular function: ubiquitin protein ligase activity. NCBI's taxonomy places the organism in Eukaryota, Viridiplantae, Streptophyta, Magnoliopsida, Caryophyllales, Amaranthaceae.